AUGGAUAUGGAGAUGCAGGCCAACGCCGCCGCCGCCAGUGCGCAAGAGGGCGACCUCGCCGACGUCGUGGCCCGCGCCAAUAUUGCAGUGGCGUCGUCCUCCACCAGCCAUCACCAACCACGACCACCUCCUCCUGCGUCAGCUCACAAAAUGGUCCCUUACGAGGAGCAGCAGCGGCGGCCUAUGAGCGUCGCUUGCGGCGUCGGCGACGCGGCGAUGUUAGAGGCGGUGCUACUGCCCACGGUCGCCCUCGAUCCGUACCUACUGCCACCGACAGGCUCGUAUGGGCUGCCGCAGCAGCAGCACCACCAGCAACCUCUGGCUUUCCAGAUCUCUGAGCACGCGUGCUAUGGCGCCUCUGCUGGGGAUGUCGACGCUGGCGAAGACGCUAUAAAGAUCUCGCCACCAUCUGCUCAUGCUCAUCAGAUGAUAAACAGAAAGAACGAUGUGAGGAAGGUGGUUUGCAUUCCGGCGCCACCAGCGACGAGCAACCGGGCGGGUGGAGGUGGAGAGGUUAUUCCAUCUGAUCUAUGGGCAUGGAGAAAGUAUGGCCAGAAACCCAUCAAGGGUUCUCCUUAUCCAAGGGGUUACUAUAGAUGCAGCAGUUCCAAGGGUUGCAUGGCCCGGAAGCAAGUGGAGCGCAGCCGCAGCGACCCCAACAUGCUGGUCAUCACCUACACGGCGGAGCACAACCACCCUUGGCCCAUGCACCGCAACAUCCUAGCCGGCUAUGCUCGGGGUCAUAGCACCGAUGUCACUACGUCCGCUGCCAAGAAGCAAAAAAUCACCAGCUUCACUGAUAACGUCGCAAGCUCAUCACCUUCGAACCAUAAUAAUUUUCUUCCGGAGCAAAAUGUGAUGGGCUGCGGUAACCAGACAGCCUCUAACUCAAUGGUGGUGGCGGUGGAUGGGGAUGGAUCCACCGGCAUUAGGGAGGGUGGUGGACUGAUGUAUGAAUUGGCCAGCAAUGGAGUUGUCCAGCCUGAUGAGGUUUUUGCAGAGCUGGAGGAGUUGGAGCCUGAUAAUAGUUCCCUGCUGGUCAAUGUGAACGUAUACUCCAGGGGGGUAAGUAGUAAUUACGAGUGGCACAAGUUAUGAUCAUACUUCUAAUGAAUCAUCGUCAGCCGGCUUUGAUAUAGUGCUCUAGACCAUAUACUAUGUUAAAACACCUUUUCUUUAUUUGUACACGAGGACGAAGAAUAUUAUUUGAUACUAUGAUGGUAGACUAAAAAUUUGUAUAGUUUUACAACCUA
Lolium rigidum is the source of this 1253-nucleotide messenger RNA. RefSeq names its product probable WRKY transcription factor 14. Bases 1 to 1098 code for a protein of 365 amino acids. NCBI's taxonomy places the organism in Eukaryota, Viridiplantae, Streptophyta, Magnoliopsida, Poales, Poaceae. Gene Ontology annotation, cellular component: nucleus. Gene Ontology annotation, biological process: regulation of DNA-templated transcription. Gene Ontology annotation, molecular function: transcription cis-regulatory region binding; DNA-binding transcription factor activity. The record is from RefSeq and is a predicted model, not a curated record. The transcript has 3 exons.